Messenger RNA from Acanthopagrus latus (yellowfin seabream), 1150 nucleotides. RefSeq names its product ubiquitin-conjugating enzyme E2 E1-like. The record is from RefSeq and is a predicted model, not a curated record. Gene Ontology annotation, molecular function: ubiquitin conjugating enzyme activity. Gene Ontology annotation, biological process: protein polyubiquitination. The transcript has 6 exons. Bases 368 to 952 code for a protein of 194 amino acids. Gene Ontology annotation, cellular component: nucleus. Lineage: Eukaryota; Metazoa; Chordata; Actinopteri; Spariformes; Sparidae.
AGGAGGAGGGGGUCACCACCGUGAAGACCCGCUUCACCACCCGCAUCCAUUAGAUUGUAAUCUCUUAACGUGUUCACCGGAGUGUUAGCUUCGAGUUUGCGGCUGUGAAACGGUUAAAAACUCGAGCGCGUGCGAGUGUGAACUGUGCACUUAGCUAGCUGGCGAGCUAACGGCCGUUGGUUGGUUCGCCGUCACGGAGACGUUAGCUAACGUUUAAGAGACCGACAGCUUUGUUCUUCUAACAACAACAACAACAACAACAACAACAAGUUCAACACAUCACCGCCGCUGUCAGGGUCCAGGACGGUCCGUAAAACAACUGUGACUUAAUGUAGGAGGUCCCGGCUCUUCUGCAAUCCAAACCGGUAUGUCGGAUGAGGAUUCCCGUGCCAGCACCAGCUCUUCCUCGUCGCCGCCUUCCUCCAGCCAAACCAGACAGAGGGACACGCUUUGUAAAAAGAAACGGGAGAGCAAAGCCAGCAUGAGCAAGACCUCCAAGCUGCUUUCUACCAGCGCCAAAAGGAUUCAGAAAGAGCUGGCUGAUAUCACACUGGACCCUCCGCCAAACUGCAGUGCUGGCCCAAAAGGAGACAACAUCUAUGAGUGGAGGUCGACCAUCCUGGGACCACCGGGCUCCGUGUACGAGGGAGGCGUCUUCUUCCUGGACAUCGCCUUCACACCCGACUACCCCUUCAAACCCCCCAAGGUAACAUUUCGUACGAGGAUCUAUCACUGCAACAUCAACAGUCAGGGUGUGAUCUGUCUGGACAUCCUGAAGGACAACUGGAGCCCAGCGCUCACCAUCUCCAAGGUGCUGCUGUCCAUCUGCUCCCUGCUCACAGACUGUAACCCAGCCGAUCCUCUGGUGGGAAGCAUCGCCACCCAGUACACGACUAACAGAGCGGAACAUGACCGAACAGCCAAACAGUGGACGAAGCGAUACGCCACAUAAACCCACAGAGGACGGCAGUGGGAGGAAGAGGAGGAGGAGGAGCAGGAGCAGGAGCAGGGGUGGGGGGGCUCUGGGUGGUUUGUGUUGGGGGGUUAUUUGUAUCUCAGAUUUUUAGUACUUUAUUGUCUGGUAUAUUUUUUGCUUCCUGAUUAAGUUAUCUCCGCAAAUAUGGUAAUAAAGGAACACAAUGGAAAGGAA